This is a messenger RNA of Tetrahymena thermophila SB210, 1290 nucleotides long. RefSeq lists its product as hypothetical. The transcript has 4 exons. Lineage: Eukaryota; Ciliophora; Oligohymenophorea; Hymenostomatida; Tetrahymenidae. The record is from RefSeq and is a predicted model, not a curated record.
AUGUAGGCAAUUGUCUUUAGACAUAUAUGUGAAGAUGUAGGCAAAAAGAUCAAAAGAACUAAAAAAAAGUAUUAGUGGGAUUUUGGCUUUGAGAUAAGAGAUGAUGAUAUAGAAAGACAUGAAGUAGUUCUAUAUUAUUCAGUUAUUUCAGGCAAGAGAUAAUUAUUUUUAGAUGGUUAAAAGAUUUCAACAAGUUCAGGUCAAUUUGGAAAAUAUGAAAUGAAAUUCAAUAUAGAUCAGCAUAAAAAUAUGGCAAGAAUUGAAGCAUAUGCAGAUAAAUCAAAAUUAUUCAUCAACAAUAUUGAAUUUUAAGAAAUAAAUUCUUAGUACAGAUAACAUGGGUUGAGUAAUAAAAAUAAUGAUGUUUACAUACAAGAUGGAAAUUUAUCAGAUAGUGAUCCUGAAGAUAUUGAUGAAGAUACUUUAAAUCGUAUAAAUUUAGAAAAAGAGAGAUAUAAUAACGUUGUUAGCAAAAUAAAAGGACCUAAUCCACAGAUUUUCAAUGGCCCAAUUUACAAAAAUCAAGAAAACAAUAAACAACCAGAAAAUUAAUUUAAAGGUGUAUUUUAAUCGUUUGGGUAAGACUCUAAAAUUUAAAAUACCUAGCAGCAAAAUAAUAGUAAUUAAAACUAGCUCAAUGGAAUUAAACAAUAAAAUUAAAGCAAUAUAAAAAAUGAAAAUAUUUAACCAAAUCCUUUUUCAGGAUUUAAUUUUAGCUCAUGGGUUUAAAAUGAAUAGCCAUAAAAAUCUGGUAGUUAAGUAUAUAAUAGCUAGCCUUAAUAGCAAGGAAAUUUUAAUAGAAGCUAAUCUCUAAGCACAGCCUAAUAAUCUAACUAAUCAGCAUAAACAUAUAUAAAAGAUGAGUGUCCAUUUUUUGGAUAAAAUUCCUCAAUGUUUUAGUAAAUUCAUAAAUCACAUUCAGUUGAAUAAUCCUAGGCUAAUAAUUCCAAAGUAUUUGAAGACUUUUUUAAAACUGAUAAUAAUUGUGUAGAUUAAAAUAGAUUAACUUUUUAAUUUAAUGGACAAAAUAAUAAUAUAAAUUCGUUUAACGAAGGCCUAAAUAGAAAUAACUAAUCUAGAAGUGAUUCUAAUUUCAUGUAAAUAAAUAUGUCAUAUAAUAAUAGUUAAGCUACUAACUUCAAUAUAAAUAGUAACAUAAACUAAUAAAAUCAAUCACCUUCAUUUACAUCUUCUUAAUAGUAAAAUAACUAGUAUAAUAAAUUUAAUAUCUAAACAGUUCCUAAUUAAUAAUAAAAAUAAAUAUAUUAAUCUAGUAUUGAUUUAUUAUGA